AUGUACGGGGGAGGCGAUGAGGAGGAGUACGAGCGGGAGCGGGAGGAGGAGGAGAUUACGCAGGAGGACGCGUGGGCGGUGAUCAGCGCGUACUUCGAGGAGAAGGGGCUGGUGCGGCAGCAGCUGGACUCGUUCAACGAGUUCAUUCAGGACACGAUGCAGAGCAUUGUGGACGAGUCCGCGGAGAUCGAGGUCCGCCCGCAAGCGCAGCAUCUGCCUGGCCGACCCAUGGACAACACGGAUAUGACGUGCAAGGUGACGUUUGGGCAGAUCUACCUCUCCAAGCCAACAAUGACGGAGCCGGACGGCGAGACCAACACGCUGUUCCCCAAGGCGGCGCGCCUGCGCAACCUCACGUACGCCGCGCCUCUCUACGUGGACAUUACCAAGACCAUCACCACGCGCGGGGAGGACGGCGAGGAGGAGGUCAGCACGGAGCAAGCCGACAAAGUCUUCAUCGGAAAAAUCCCGAUCAUGCUGAGAUCGAAUUACUGCACGUUGCAUAACGCCACGGAUAAGGAGCUGACGGAGCUGGGGGAGUGCCCGUACGACCAGGGCGGGUAUUUUGUGAUUAACGGGAGCGAGAAGGUGCUGAUCGCGCAGGAGAAGAUGGCGAGCAACCACGUGUAUGUGUUUCAGAAGCGGCAGCCGAACAAGUACGCGUACGUGGCGGAGGUGAGGAGCAUGGCGGAGAGGCAGAACCGCCCGCCCAGCUCCUGCUUCAUCCGCAUGCUCUCCCGUUCUUCUACCAAAUCGGGCUCAUCAGGGCAGGUGAUCCGAGCGACCCUCCCGUACAUCAAGGCAGAGAUCCCGAUCAUCGUGGUGUUCCGCGCGCUGGGGUUCGUGGCGGAUAAAGACAUCAUGGAGCAUGUGUGCUACGACUUCACUGACACUGCCAUGAUGGAGCUGCUCAGGCCAUCGCUAGAAGAGGCCUUCGUGAUUCAAAACCAGCAGGUGGCUCUGGAUUACAUUGGCAAGCGAGGCGUGCCAGUGGGCGCGCCACGCGAGCGAAGAAUAAAGUACGCCAAGGAUAUUCUCCAGAGGGAGUUCUUGCCCCACGUGGGUGUGGGCGAGUUUUGUGAAACCAAAAAGGCCUAUUUCUUUGGGUACAUGAUUCACCGGCUGCUGCUGUGUGCGCUGGGGCGGCGCAACGAGGACGACAGGGAUCACUACGGCAACAAGCGCCUCGACCUUGCCGGGCCGCUGCUCGCUGGGCUCUUCCGCCAGCAACGAGGACGACACGACAGGGAUCACUAUGGCAACAGGCGCCUCGACCUUGCCGGCCCGCUGCUCGCAGGGCUCUUCCGCCAGGACGACAGGGAUCACUUCGGCAACAAGCGCCUGGAUCUCGCUGGCCCGCUGCUCGCAGGGCUCUUCCGCCAGGUGGGUGUGUGUCUCUGGGCAUGGCAUCCUGUCCGCAAGCUCACCAAGGAUGUGCAAGGGUACCUGCAGCGGUGCAUGGAUCACGGCAAGGAGAUCAACCUGUCGUAUGCAGUGAAGGCGAAGAUCAUUACAGGCGGGCUUAAAUACUCGGUGGCCACGGGUAACUGGGGGCAGGCCAACCAGGCCGGCACCAAGGCGGGGGUGUCACAGGUGCUGAAUCGUCUGGCCUACGCGUCCUCCCUGUCCCAUCUGCGCCGCCUCAACUCGCCCAUCGGUCGCGACGGCAAGCUGGCGAAGCCGAGGCAGCUGCACAACUCGCUGUGGGGCAUGAUGUGCCCCGCUGAGACCUCCGAGGGGCAGGCCGUGGGGCUGGUGAAGAACCUGGCGCUCAUGACGUACAUCACUGUAGGCAGCAACGCCGCUCCCAUCCUGGAGUUUCUGGAAGAGUGGCUCACUGAGAAUCUCGAGGAGAUCUCCCCAGCGCUCAUCCCGCAGGCCACCAAGGUGUUUGUCAACGGCUGCUGGGUGGGCGUCCAUCGCGACCCGGAUGAGCUCGUGCGCACGCUGAGACAGCUCCGGAGACAGCUGGAUGUGAACUCGGAAGUGAGUGUGGUGCGUGACAUCCGUCUCAGAGAGUUACGGCUCUACACGGAUUACGGGCGGUGCUCCCGCCCGCUUUUUAUCGUGGAGAAGCAGCGGCUGCUGAUCAAGAAGCGUGAUGUGCUGGCGCUGCAGCAGGAGGGCUCGGGCAUCGGAUGGAACGAGCUGGUGGAGAAGGGGUUUAUCGAAUACGUGGAUACGAUGGAGGAGGAGACUACCAUGAUCUCCAUGACCAUCCAUGACGUGACAGCGGCACGGCUGAACCCCACGGAGGCCUACAGCGACACAUACACACACUGCGAGAUCCACCCCUCGCUCAUCCUCGGCGUCUGCGCCUCCAUCAUCCCCUUCCCCGACCACAACCAGUCCCCCAGGAACACGUACCAAUCGGCGAUGGGCAAGCAGGCGAUGGGCAUGUAUGUGACCAACUACCAGUCGCGCAUGGACACCGUCGCCUACGUCCUCUACUACCCGCAGAAGCCCCUCGCCACCACGCGCGCCAUGGAGCACCUCCACUUCCGCGAGCUGCCUGCUGGGAUUAACGCCAUAGUGUCGAUCCUGUCGUACUCGGGGUACAACCAGGAGGACUCGGUCAUCAUGAACCAGUCCUCCAUUGAUAGGGGCUUCCACCGCUCCAUCGUCUUCAAGUCCUACAGGGACGAGGAGAAGAAGAGUGGCAGCAUGGUGAACGAGGAGUUUGAGCGUCCCAACCGAGAAAUCACCAUGGGCAUGCGGCACGGGUCAUAUGACAAGCUGGACGAUGAUGGCAUCAUCCCUCCGGGCUCGCGAGUGGCAGCAGAGGAUGUGAUCAUCGGCAAGACAAUGCCCAUUCCUCCGGAUGAGACGGGCGGUGUGGCUCAGCGGUUCAGCAAGCGCGACAUGAGCACUUGCCUCAAGCACAGCGAGACAGGCGUGAUCGACCAGGUGGUUCUCACAACCAACAACGAUGGGCUCCGCUUUGUCAAGAUUCGCGUGCGCUCGAUCCGAGUCCCCCAGAUCGGCGACAAGUUUGCGUCGCGGCACGGGCAGAAGGGCACGAUCGGCAUGACGUACACGCAGGAGGACAUGCCGUUCAGCUGUGAGGGCAUCUCGCCGGAUAUCAUCGUCAACCCGCACGCCAUCCCGUCCCGCAUGACCAUCGGGCAUCUCAUUGAAUGUUUGAUGAGCAAAGUCGCUGCUCACAUGGGCAAGGAGGGGGAUGCCACACCCUUCACUGACGUCACGGUGGACAAUCUGAGCCGCACGUUGCACAAGUGUGGGUACCAGAUGCGGGGAUUCGAGCGCAUGUACAACGGCCACACGGGGCGGCCGCUGCAGGCCAUGAUCUUCCUGGGCCCCACCUACUACCAGCGCCUCAAGCAUAUGGUGGACGAUAAGAUCCAUUCCCGAGGGAGAGGGCCCGUGCAGAUUCUGACUCGGCAGCCAGCAGAGGGUCGGUCGAGAGACGGUGGGCUGCGGUUCGGAGAGAUGGAGCGGGAUUGCAUGAUUGCGCACGGCGCUGCGGCGUUCCUCAAGGAGAGGCUGUUUGACCACAGCGAUGCGUACCGUGUGCACGUGUGCGAGUUCUGUGGACUCAUUGCGAUCGCCAACCUCAAGAAGGGGCUGCUGGAGUGCCGCGGAUGCAAGAACAAGACGGAUAUUGUGCAGGUCCACAUGCCAUACGCAUGCAAGCUGUUGUUCCAGGAGCUCAUGGCCAUGGCCAUUGCGCCUCGCAUGCUCACUCGCGAGACACCCGCGCCCAAGACGAAGAAGAAAGCACCCACUGCUGCUUCUUGA
Messenger RNA from Closterium sp. Naga37s-1, 3759 nucleotides. The record is from the annotation of a GenBank genome assembly. NCBI's taxonomy places the organism in Eukaryota, Viridiplantae, Streptophyta, Zygnematophyceae, Desmidiales, Closteriaceae.